This is a messenger RNA of Paramecium tetraurelia, 1630 nucleotides long. RefSeq lists its product as uncharacterized. NCBI's taxonomy places the organism in Eukaryota, Ciliophora, Oligohymenophorea, Peniculida, Parameciidae. The transcript is spliced from 7 exons. Gene Ontology annotation, biological process: glycolytic process. Gene Ontology annotation, cellular component: cytoplasm. Gene Ontology annotation, molecular function: 6-phosphofructokinase activity. The record is from RefSeq and is a predicted model, not a curated record.
AUGAGUGAAUCAAAUUCCACUCUCUUUUAUGCUGGAAUUACAUUGGCAUCUGGAUUGAUCACCGAUUUUCUGAUAAAUCGAUUGAACAAGAAGGAUGUAGCUGAAGAGCCUAAGCCUUUGAGAAGAUCAUUUAUCAACUCCAAACAGGCUCCAGUUCCAGAAGCACUCUUAAACUCUGAGAAUCCAUUGCUUGAUGAAAUCAAAUUCUUAAACAGUGCAACUUGUGAUAUCGAGAGAGUCAAUCAUCUCUCACUUGGAUUGGAUGAUGAAUUUCCAAAUAUUAAAUCCCCAUUAUUGGGAGAAGGCAAUCUGAGAUCAGUCUUUGGAGGAGAAGGAUUCUUACCAGAUGACGCCUUUGUUUAUUGUGGAUCCUAUGUAAUUAAUACAGCUGUAUUUGGUCCUGGUAAAAGGAUAGAAUAGACAAAGAAAUGGUUGAGAGCAGGACCACGCAAAUCAUUGUUCUUUGAUCCAAAGACAGUCAAAGCUGCAAUAGUGACAUGUGGAGGAUUAUAGAAUUAUAUAUGUCCUUGCAUUACAACUAUGGUGUUUAAGAUAUUUAUGGAAUCAAGUACGGAUACAAGGGAUUUUAUACUUAUGAUUGGAUUAAGUUUGAUGCAAACUAUGUUAAAAACAUUCAUAAUUUUGGGAGGAACUAUUUUAGGUUCAUCAAGAGGUGGAUUUGAUUUAAACAAGAUUGUAGAGGCUAUUGUUAAUCAUGGAAUUAAUCAAGUAUUCUGUUUAGGAGGAGAUGGUACUCAUGGAGGAGUGUUGGAAUUGUUUAAAGAAUUAAGAAAGAGAAAGCUCAAGAUAUCAAUUGUGGGUAUUCCUAAAACUAUAGAUAAUGACAUUGCUAUAAUAGAUGAAUCUUUUGGUUUUGAGACAGCUGUUGAAGAAGCAAUUAAUGCCAUUAGAUCAGCAUAUGUUGAAGCUAAUUGUGCAGAAAAUGGAGUGGGAUUGGUCAGACUAAUGGGUAGAAAUGCUGGUUUCAUUGCUAUGUCUGCUUGCAAUGCUUCUAGAGAUGCACAUGUUUGUUUGAUUCCAGAAUUCAGAUUUGAAUUGUAUGGAGAACGAGGUCUUUUGGAGUACUGUUACUAGAGACUCAAGAAGAAGGGCACUUUGGUCCUUGUCAUUGCUGAAGGAGCAGGAGAUGCUAUGUUGGAUUAUAAAGUUAAUGUCUUGGAGACUGAUGCAUCAGGUAACAAAAAACCUUAGGAUGUUGGUGUCAUAGUGAAAGAUGAACUUACUAAGUAUUGCAAAAACAAAGCAAUGAGUAUCACUCUUAAACACAUCGAUCCUACAUAUAUGAUCAGAACAGUCCCAGCUAAUCCUCAUGAUAAGAUCAUGUGCACUUAAUUGGCUCAAAAUGCUGUUCAUGGUGCCAUGGCUGGUUUCUCUGGAUUUACUGUUGGUCAUGUUAAUAACAGAUUAGCUUACAUUCCAAUUGAAGAAUUGCUGUCUGGAAAGUACUCCAAUAGGGUUGUAGCUGACAGUCGAGAAUGGCAAAGAUUGUUAGCCAGUACGGGUUAACCUUCAUUCUUGAACAAUGAAGAGCAGAUGAUCUAAUAAAAAUAAUAAUAAUAAAUUUGAGAAUAUUGAUAAAGCAUAUCUAUUAAAAACAAAAUUUAUAACA